Molecule: messenger RNA, 782 nt
Organism: Microtus oregoni (creeping vole)
Lineage: Eukaryota; Metazoa; Chordata; Mammalia; Rodentia; Cricetidae
Exons: 3
Coding region: 1-756 (251 amino acids)
Source: RefSeq, a predicted model, not a curated record
AUGGCCCCAUACUCCCAGUCCCCUGCUCCAGAUGUUGAAGCUUCACGUUGCCUGGGCCAGUGGAGAGAGGGGCCCCAUAAAAGUCCCUGGCUGUUUUUAGGCUGGAACCGUACCUCACCUGUUCCACCCGGCGCCAAAGCCAAAAAUCACCAGAAUACUGACUCACGCAAGCCCCUGUGGACAUCCCAGGGGCGCCUAACAAGUUCGCGGCUGUUUAGUAGCAGGGGAGAAAGACGGGGACACCUCUCCCACUGCAACCAAACUCAGCAGACUGCCCUGAAACGAGGGUGGGGGAUCACGCUUAAUGUGCAAUGCGCGCGCGCCGCGGCCGGUGUGCGUGUCCCCGCGUUCCCCUUCCUUCCCGCCGCUCCUCUCACCGUCAGAGUGGCUAGCGGACCACAAGGACCCGGCAGCCGGGGGUCGCAAGGCGAGGCAAGAUCCGGGGUGGAGGCCGAGGAGUGGCAGCACCCGCCGGCCUCAGGUCCCCGCACGGCGCGCCGGAGUCCGAGCGAGGCGGGCGGCGAGCAGGCUGCGCGGCGGCAGCGACUCCCGGAGGCUGCAGGCCCCGCCCGCCGGCCGCCUAGGCUCUUCCCCUUUUCUCUCCACCCACUGCUCCAUCCCGCACGCCCUGCAGGGAAGCCAGACCGGUUUGCAGCAGCGGCGGGGCCCGCAGUCGGAACAAGUGCCGGAGUCGUUGUGGGAAAUAGAGCUCACGUUCUGUGCGGUGGAGGACAGCAUUUGAUGAUCCUUGCUUGAGGGGGGACACUCCCUUGAGAUUCUGC